Molecule: messenger RNA, 665 nt
Organism: Zea mays
Lineage: Eukaryota; Viridiplantae; Streptophyta; Magnoliopsida; Poales; Poaceae
Exons: 1
Coding region: 156-665 (169 amino acids)
Source: RefSeq, a predicted model, not a curated record
AACAUAAUAUUUUUUAUUGAAUUUAAAAUUACAAAGUGUAUAAUAAUUAAAAGAAAAGUACAUGACAAUUAAAAAAUUACAUAACAAUUAAUAGAAAAUUACAUAAAUCUAAUUAUGACCUCCAACAGGUAGAGAUAUUUAUAGAUGGAUUGGGAAUGAAAUUUGUGAUUUUUUGCAAUUUUUUUCGAAUUUUUUGGACUCUAAACGGUAAAAAACGGCUAGUCCACGUGGCACACAUGGACCAAUCACGUCGCGCCACCGCACUCUCGCCCGCCUCACUCUCGCCCCGUCAGUGCGUCGCCCCCCUCUCGCCUCCCUCUCGCCCAGACGCGCGCGCCAACGCGGGCGAGAGCGAGGCGAUAUCGCCCGCUGUCGCCGGGCGUGAGUGCCGUCGCCCUCUCUCUCCCUCUCGCCUGCCUAUCGCCUCACGCGGGGCGGUAGAGGGCCCUUCUCGCCUCCCUUCUAGCCCCAUUGGCACCAGCCUAAGGCUGAGUCCAGUGCACGAAGCUUUUAACUUCGCGUGCUCGUGCUGUUCGUCUGCGGCACGAGACAUGGGAGGGCAGGCUGGGCAGCUACGCCAUGUGGGUCCCGUCCUCUCGUUCGGACAGGCAGAUUCUUUCUCAUCUUUGGCGUGUGGCCUCAACGUUCUUCGCAUGUUGUCCUAG